AUGGCGAGUUCAAACAAUCCACGUAAAUUUAGCGAGAAAAUCGCUUUACAUAAUCAGAAACAGGCCGAAGAGACUGCGGCUUUCGAAGAGGUGAUGAAAGACCUAAACAUUACUAGAGCUGCACGGUUGCAGUUACAGAAGACCCAGUAUUUGCAACUAGGGCAGAAUCGCGGACAGUACUAUGGAGGCUCACUGCCCAAUGUCAAUCAGAUUGGAAAUAGCAACAUUGACCUGCCUUUUCAGAAUUCCACCUUGGACAGCAGUCGGUCGACCAGGCAUCACGGGCUGGUGGACCGCGUUUACCGCGAUCGGAACCGCAUCACCUCCCCGCACCGCCGGCCCCUCUCUGUGGACAAACAUGGCCGCCAGAUUGACAGCUGCCCCUAUGGCUCAGUGUACCUCUCACCCCCACCGGAUACCAGUUGGAGGAGGACGAACUCCGACUCAUCCCUACACCAGAGCGCCAUGAACCCUGUGCCCCAGGACUCAUUUGCAGGGGGUUCACAAGAGCUCCAGCCUAAACAAGUGCUGCUGCUUACAGUUCCUGGGACUGAGGAGUCUGAAUCACGCGCAGACAAGGAUACACAGUGGGGUAACAAAAAGAACGACUCAAGACCCAAGUCUUGUGAAGUCCCUGGGAUCAAUAUAUUUCCAUCACCUGAUCAGGAAGUGAACACGUCAUUGAUCCCGGCUACUCUCAACACAGGAGGCUCCCUGCCCGAUCUGACCAAUAUCCAGUUCCCCCCACCACUGCCCACUCCGCUGGACACGGGCGACACAUUGGUGUUUCCUUCCCUUAGCACCUCCAACAGCACGGGCAACCUGACCACCAACCUCACCCUCCUAGGCAUCAGUGCUGCCAGCCACGGGAUCCCAACCACCUCUCAGCCUACCGUGACGGCCCAGCGCAGGCAGUCCACCCUGGUCCCCCUAACCCUAAACGCCGACCCACAGCAGUCACCGCAGCAGCUCUCCCCCACCCUAUCGCCCCCUCUCAACCAGGCAGUGGCGAUGGACGCCUUGACUCUGGAGCAGCAGCUAUCCCAGUAUGCCUUCUUUAGCCAGCUGACAGCGCAGUCCCAGGCCCAAGUGCUCAAUGACCUGCAGCAGCAAGCCCUGCCCCAGGGCAUCAGGUUAAUCACCCUGCCCCUGGCCACCACCACUGCCUCCACAGCCACCCAGUCCUCCCCAGUCAGCCAGAUCGUGACGACUGUCAACAUCAACUCGUACCGCAAUCAGACUGGCUCUCCGGCCAAUCAGUCUCCAACCUCCCCAGUCUCCAAUCAAGGCUUCUCCCCUGGCGGCUCGCCUCAACACAUUCCAGUGGUGGGCAGUAUAUUUGGGGAUUCUUUCUACGACCAGCAGCUAGCAUCAAGGCAGACCAACGCUCUCUCCCAUCAGCUCGAACAGUUCAAUAUGAUUGAGAACCCGAUCAGCUCCAAUAGCCUGUACAGCCAGUGCUCCACCCUCAACUACACACAAGCAGCUAUGAUGGGCCUCACAGGGAGCAGCCUGCACCACUCCCAGCCGUUGGGCUACGGUAGCCAUGGCAACAUCCCAAACAUCAUCCUCACAGUGACAGGCGAGUCUCCACCCAGCCUCUCUAAGGAGUUAACCAACUCACUGGCCGGCGUCGGAGAUGUCAGCUUCGACGUGGACUCUCAGUUCCCAUUGGACGAGCUGAAGAUCGACCCCCUCACCCUGGACGGACUGCACAUGCUCAAUGACCCCGACAUGGUUCUGGCCGACACUGCCACUGAGGACACGUUUAGGAUGGAUAGGCUGUAA
Messenger RNA from Salvelinus namaycush (lake trout), 1788 nucleotides. RefSeq names its product CREB-regulated transcription coactivator 1-like. Gene Ontology annotation, biological process: positive regulation of transcription by RNA polymerase II; protein homotetramerization. Gene Ontology annotation, molecular function: cAMP response element binding protein binding. The transcript is spliced from 14 exons. Gene Ontology annotation, cellular component: cytoplasm; nucleus. Bases 1 to 1788 code for a protein of 595 amino acids. The record is from RefSeq and is a predicted model, not a curated record. Lineage: Eukaryota; Metazoa; Chordata; Actinopteri; Salmoniformes; Salmonidae.